GAUGCAGCCUUUUGAGCGAAAAAUCGUGAUUCCGUGUAAUGUAACAAAUUGAUUUUUUACUGAAGUGUGCCUGGAAAUGAAUCCAAGAAAUAAAUAAUUGUGUGAAAUAAAUAGCCAAUGAAAAUAAUUGUGCAAUUUAAAGAAGUUAUUUGGGGUGGAAUUCAGUUAACUAUCCUGUUUUGCAUCCAUGCAGAGCAAAAACAUGAUAUUUAUGUAACAAGUUUGUAGUUCUUAUUAUCAGAAAGGACCUUCGUGUCUAGGUGUAUGCAACCUAUCUUUUGAAAGCAAAAGUAUGUAAUAAUAGCUUAUGGAUACCCAUAUAGAUAAGAAAUUUCAUAUCUGUGAGGAAUGUAAUCAGUCAUUCAAGCAAAAGUUUAAACAAGUAUAUGCUUAUUCACACAGGAGAGAAGCAACGAGGUGUGAAGUAUCUAUUCAUUUAAAUCAAUCAAAAAUCAUUUAAAGUCAUUUAAGCAAAAAGCUCAUUAAAAUAUAUGCUUAUUCACAUAGGAAAUAAACUUACAUGUGUAAAAUAUAUAAGCAUAUAUAAGAAAUCAUUUAAUCAAAAAACUCAUUGAAAUAUGCAAAUGCAUAUUCACACAGGAGAGAAACCUCACAUGUGUGAAGUAUGCAAGAAAACAUUUAGUAUAAAGGCGAAUUUAAACAUGCAUAUGCGUAUUCACACAGGAGAGGAGCCUUAUAUGUGUGAAGUAUGUAAGAAAUCAUUUAAUCAAAAAGUUAAUUUAAACAUGCAUAUGCGUACUCACACAGGUGAGAAACCUUAUAUGUGUGAAGUAUGUAAAAAGACGUUUAGCAAAAAGGAUAGUUUAAAUAAGCAUAUGCGUAUUCACACAGGUGAGAAACCUUAUAUGUGUGAAGUAUGUAAGAAAUCCUUUAAUCAAAAACCUAAUUUAAACAUGCAUAUGUGUAUUCACACAGGAAAGAAAUCUCACAUUUGUGAAGUAUGUAAGAAGACUUUUAGUGCAAACGGCAGUUUAAAUAGGCAUAUGCUUAUUCACACAGGUGAAGAACCUUAUAUAUGUGAAGUAUGUAAGAAACCAUUCAAUCGAAAAUCUUAUUUAAACAUACAUAUGCGUAUUCACAAAGGAGAGAAACCUUAUAUGUGUGAAGUAUGUAAGAAGACCUUUAGUGAAAAAGGCAGUUUAAAUAAGCAUAUGCUUAUUCACACAGGUGAGAGACCUUAUAUGUGUGAAGUAUGUAAAAAGACAUUUAAUAAAAAGGAUAGUUUAAAUAAGCAUAUGCAUAUUCACACAGGAGAGAAACCUUAUAUGUGUGAAGUAUGUAAGAAGACGUUUAGAGUAAAGAGUAAUUUAAACACGCAUAUGCUUAUUCACACAAAUGAGAAACCUUAUAUGUGUGAAGUGUGUAAGACAUCAUUUAAUCAAAGAGGUAAUUUAAGCAUGCAUAUGCAUAUUCACACAGGAGGGAAACCUUAUAUGUCUGAAGCAUGUAAGAAGAUAUUUAGUGAAAAAGCUAGUUUAAAUACGCAUAUGCUUAUUCACACAGAUGAGAAACGUUAUAUGUGUGAAGUGUGUAAGAAAUCAUUUAAUCGAAAACCUAAUUUAAACAUGCAUAUGCGUAUUCACACAGGAGAGAAACCCUAUAUGUGUGAAGUAUGUAAGAAGACAUUUAGUGUAAAGAGUAAUUUAAAGAAGCAUAUGCUUAUUCACACAGGUGAGAAACCUUAUAUGUGUGAAGUGUGUAAGAAGACAUUUAGUGAAUGGGGUAGUUUAAAUAAGCAUAAGCAUAUUCACACAGGUGAGAAACCUUAUAUGUGUGAAGUAUGUAAGAAAUCAUUUAAUCAAAAACCUAAUUUAAACAUGCAUAUGCGUAUUCACACAGGAGAGAAACCUUAUAUGUGUGAAGUAUGUAAGAAGACAUUUAGUGUAAAGAGUAAUUUAAAGAAGCAUAUGCUUAUUCACACAGGUGAGAAACCUUAUAUGUGUGAAGUGUGUAAGAAGACAUUUAGUGAAUGGGGUAGUUUAAAUAAUCAUAUGCUUAUUCACACAGGAGUGAAAUCUUAUAUGUGUGAAGUAUGUAAGAAAUCAUUUAAUCGAAAAGAUCAUUUAAACGUGCAUAUGCGUACUCACACAGGAGAGAAACCUUAUAUGUGUGAAGUAUGUAAAAAGACAUUUAGUAAAAAGGAUAGUUUAAAUAAGCAUAAGCAUAUUCACACAGGUGAGAAACCUUAUAUGUGUGAAGUAUGUAAGAAAUCAUUUAAUCAAAAACCUAAUUUAAACAAGCAUAUGUGUAUUCACACAGGAAAGAAACCUUACAUUUGUGAAGUAUGUAAGAAGUCAUUUAAUCAAAAAGCUAAUUUAAACAGCCAUAUAUGUAUGCACACAGGAGAGAAACCUUAUAUGUGUGAAGUAUGUAAAAAGACGUUUAGUAAAAAGGAUAUUUUAAAUAAGCACAUGCAUAUUCACACAGGUGAGAAACCUUAUACAGUCAAAAGUAGUAAAUUCGGACACCCAUAAUCGGGAAUGAUCUAUAAUCCGGACCUCAAAGCUACAAACUUUCUGCGCCUGCGUUGCGUUCAUGCACGCGCACAGGCGUUUACGAGUGCGCGUAAGACUUUUACGGCUGCGAAUAUGUUUGUGCGCAUGUGCGUGUAAUGUGUAACGGAGGUAAGCUAAAAUUAUCUAAUUCAGUUAAUGUUGCAGAUUGC
Molecule: messenger RNA, 2686 nt
Organism: Stegodyphus dumicola
Lineage: Eukaryota; Metazoa; Arthropoda; Arachnida; Araneae; Eresidae
Biological process (GO): regulation of transcription by RNA polymerase II
Cellular component (GO): transcription regulator complex; chromatin; PcG protein complex
Molecular function (GO): RNA polymerase II cis-regulatory region sequence-specific DNA binding; DNA-binding transcription factor activity, RNA polymerase II-specific
Source: RefSeq, a predicted model, not a curated record